Messenger RNA from Penicillium brevicompactum, 1092 nucleotides. Its product is annotated as Zn(II)2Cys6 transcription factor. Gene Ontology annotation, biological process: positive regulation of transcription by RNA polymerase II. Gene Ontology annotation, molecular function: zinc ion binding; DNA-binding transcription factor activity, RNA polymerase II-specific; transcription cis-regulatory region binding. NCBI's taxonomy places the organism in Eukaryota, Fungi, Ascomycota, Eurotiomycetes, Eurotiales, Aspergillaceae. The transcript has 5 exons. The record is from RefSeq and is a predicted model, not a curated record. Bases 1 to 1092 code for a protein of 363 amino acids. Gene Ontology annotation, cellular component: nucleus.
AUGUCUCAGCAAGGGCCAGCAUGCGUGACAUGUCGAGAGAAGUGCCGGAAAUGCGACCGCACCAGGCCUAGCUGUAAAAGAUGCUCUUCGAAAGGUCUUGUAUGCAAAGGGUAUCCAGAAAAGUUUCGGUUUUGUGGUUUAGCUACAAGAGGAAAAUGGAAAAACCAAACAGCCCCAACAUCGACGAGCGCCGCGCCGCAGAACUUCCCACAAGUGCCUAUCCAGCAUGGCCCCUUAGUGGAUGAUCAAGGGUCCUUUUCCGUUAUCACCCCAUCGGAUCAUGCCAUGAGCCAAGUUUCAUCACCAAGCCCUUCAGCGGCAUGGCAGCCGCCGGAUCAUAAAUCUGUAGAGCUCGAUGAUGUGUUGAUGCUCGAUCGAACAGAGGUGCUUCUCAGGCAUUUGCUCAGGUUGGAUAUCAUUCGAUCAUUUGCAAGCCCACGUCGCCUUUGCUUCUCUCAAGACCUGCGGGAAACCAUAUCAUCGCUUAGUGGCAUCGAAUUCGAGCAAGUCAACGGAUGCCCACGUAAAUUGUUCCUGCUCAUGGGUAGAAUUUUGGAGCAUGGAAAGGCCCACUCAGAAGGGGGGCUGAAUGAUUCCCAACUCAGGUGUCUCUUAGAGAGUGCGCGAUUUGAGCUUUAUACAUGGAAUGCGAACGAUGGAAAAUAUCCAGAUAACGACAAGCGGUGGAUGGCCAUUGCCGAGGCCUUUCGACAUGCCUGUAUACUCUACACUUCCCGCCUGAUAGACAUGGGCCAGCCAGCUGAAUCGGCAAUCAUCCAGAUAUCAGUCACGGCUAUAUUGGACCACGUGGCUGAGAUUCCAGCAGACUGCUAUCUUCUAGAGCUGCUGGUCAUGCCUCUUUUCAUAGCUGGUGCCGAUGCCCUAUCUCCUUACACUCGGCAUUACGUUAUCAUGCGACUGGACAACAUCAAGGCUAUGGCAGGAGUUGGCAAUGAGUUGAUACGGGUUCUCCUAAAGUCUGUCUGGGAUGCUCGGGGGAAUCAAAAAAAGCAUGAUAAGAGCAACAUUCCGUGGAUGUGGUUUACGCGUGAUAAUUCAUCGGACCGUGAGAAUGACUACCUUAUUAUUUGA